Messenger RNA from Mustela erminea (ermine), 4485 nucleotides. RefSeq names its product thyroid receptor-interacting protein 11-like. The transcript has 3 exons. Gene Ontology annotation, cellular component: Golgi apparatus. Gene Ontology annotation, molecular function: small GTPase binding. Gene Ontology annotation, biological process: Golgi organization; endoplasmic reticulum to Golgi vesicle-mediated transport. Lineage: Eukaryota; Metazoa; Chordata; Mammalia; Carnivora; Mustelidae. The record is from RefSeq and is a predicted model, not a curated record. The coding region runs from base 1 to 4485 and encodes 1494 amino acids.
AUGGCGACGGCAGGGGGCAGCGGGGCUCCGGCGGGGCAGCUGCAGAAGCGAUUCCUAAACCGGCGCACAGCCUCGGGAGGCGACAGAGGCACGGCGCAGGCGGCGGCCCGUGAACCGCCAAACCAAGGGCAGUUGUAUGACCGCCAGAUGUUCUCCUGGGCUGGUGGUCUGGGCUGUGGCCUAGGCCAUACCCUAGGGGCCGUGGACAGCAGCCACACCUCUCUGACCAGGGACAUCUCUGAUAUUCACAGACAUGUGCUGGGGAAAGGGACCUUCCCUGGGGACGCCAUGGAUGUGGCUGAUGUCAUCUCAUCCCAGACACAGAUCAAUAGACGCCUCCCUGAGACAGAAACGCUGGAGGCUGAAGUGACUCACUGGAAGAUGUUGUGCCCGUGUUCCACCCAGGGACCAAAUACCAUCGACCCAGAAACAGUGUGGAAACUGAAGAGCCACAUCAGGGACCUACAGCAGAAGCAGAUGCGGGAAAUGGACAAACAUCAGCUGGAAGUGGCCGUGCUGCAAAACACCCACCGGCAGAAGCUAGCCGACCUCACUGACCGGCACCGCAAACAACUGACGGACUACCAGCGACAGGUGGAAGACCUGCAAAACCAAGAUGCUGCCGGGAACGGGGACCGUGACCUUCUGGAGGAGAGGGAAAUGGAUCUCAGAAGGCUGAAGCAGCAACUUACACAAAUGCAGCGGCUCAACGACAGUCUGAACAACCUUGCUUCCGACCUCCGAGCAGAAAAGGAGAAGUUGGUUCGUCAGCUCCAAGACGCAACCCAUCAGCUGGAGGAAUCCGUCCUGCGCAACAACGAGGAUUCCCUAAAGAACAACAUCGCCGUGAGGGCUUUAAAGAUAGAGAAAGGACGGUUAGUGGCCAAACUGUGUCGGGCCGAAAAGAAGCUUUUCGAACACAAGACUGAACAAAGCCUCAGAGAAUGGUCACCCGCAGACAAUGGCCGUUCCAUUAAACUCGGUCAGGAGAAAGACCUGGAGAUACUACACCUCCAAGAGAGGAUCGAGCAGAUGGACGCCGAGCACCAGGAAACGAAGGAACUGCUGUCCUUUGCUUUGGAGGAGCAGAACCAAUUGACAGAAUGCCUUAGGGAGCAAGAGGAGUACAUCAAGGAACUCCGAGAAAGGCCAGAGCUUCAGGAGGAAUUCGGCCAGUCGACCGAAACCUUCAGAAGCCACGACGUCUUACCCGCAUCCGUGGAGGACAAAGACAUGCGUCUCCCAUCCACGACCGACCAACACCCUCCUGUGGACCAAGACCCGGAGCGCCUCACACAACAGAGUCGCGCUGUCCCUCUGGUUGACCCUAAAGUCCUAGAGGAGAUUGAAGAACUCGAGUGUGAGGUCUUUCAGCUCAACAGGAUAAAAGAUGAUCUCGAGGAGGAGAUACAAGAACAACAGAAGAUCAUUCACAACCAGCAGCAGGGGAAGAGAGCACUGCUCCAGUCCUUCCAGGAGCAGAAGGAGAAGGUGCACCGUCUUCAGCACCGGCAGGAGGAGAUGAACACCGAACGCGCUCAGCUCCUCGCAGCCAAAGACGAGAUGAUUCGGAAUCUGCAAGUCACGCUGGAAGAGCUGAGAGCCCAGUUGCCCGACAAAAGCCCGCCCAUUCCGAGAGAACCCUGUGAGGAUGAGGAGGUGCGAGCAAGCCAGCCUCUCCCCAGAGAGAACCCAAGUGAAGAGCGUGAUCCAUCGCAAGCUGAAAUUCAAAGGUUAGUCCAAGGAAUCAAAGAACAGGACCCGGAGACGAAGCUUCUCACUGAAGAGAACGUCCGACUGACCGCGCAAGUGGAUCGGCUCUCCAAAGAGGAGAUCGGGAAACUCACUCGGAUCAUCCAGCAAAAGGAUGUGGAGAUUCAGGGUCUUUCCAGCAGAAUCUCUGAGGCUUCUCACAGCCGGAACAGGCACGUGGAACAACUUCAGCAGCAGCUGCAAGAGUGUGCUUUGAAAAGCCAACAGAUCUUGGCCAUCCUGAACGAGAAGAGGAGGGAGAAGAGCCAUCUGGAAAGGGACGACCACGAAAUGACCCAUCGACUUGCUGCCAAGGAAGCCGACCUCCAGAGGGCGCGAGAGGAAAAUCAAAAACUGCCCACCAGAGUGGAAAGCAGCGGCCAGGAGGUGUGUACAGAAAGGAUUCGGGACUUGUCACACGUGAUUCGAGAAAAAGACCUGGAAGUGGCUGCGUUGAGUCAGAUAUGCCAGACCUUACUGAGGAUCCUGCAAACACCCAGCCCUGGUCAUGGGGUUCGAGGAGGUCGAAUCGAUCAGUUCCAGCAGCUCCUCCAGGAACGGGACACGUUAACACAGCGAGGGAAGAUCAUGGAGGAGUGGAAAGAGCAGGUGCUGACCACCGUCCAAAAUCUGAAGCGUGAGGCCCCCCAGCUUCAGACACAUCUGCGACAACUGCAGGCGUGGGCGUGCCCCAACAGCGAGAACGUUCUGAAACCGCAGACAGCCUCUCUGGACCAGAUCCAAACUUACCGGGGACAUGACAUAAACUUCCACGAGCUAGAGAAGGAACUGGCCCAACUUCAGCUCCGCAUCGGGGAGCUCUGCAAUGCCAAGGACCUCCUUUUAGGGAACCUUGAUGUGAUUUUCCUCCAGACCUCCAGCGACUCCCGGAAGGCCGUGAAAUCUGACCCCGUGAGUGAGGCCUCUCAGGUGAUCAGAGAGGAGGUAGAAGAGCUCCGAAAAUCAGGGCGAGGAAAAGAGACAAGGAUCCGAACCCUCCAGGAAGAUCAGCAGAGAUGGACUGCUUCCGGGGCUGCCACGGGGGAAGGAGAAGGCAAAGCACGGGAACACGGCGAUGCCGAUUCCCACACGGAACAGCCGAAGGAGAAACCGGCCGUUCUGCAAAACUCCCUUCGGGCUCAGGAGCUCCGAACCCAAGCGAAAAGUGAGGAGCUGCUUGCCUUACAGGAGAAGCUCUGUGGCCAGCUGAGUGAGAACGAGCUGCUGAGGCAGGCAGUCACCAAUCUGAAGGAGAGGAUGGCAGAUUUCGAAAUGGACGUGUGUCGGCUGAAAGAGGAAAACGCCAAGAUCGUGGAACGAUCUAGAGAACAGGAAAUGGAGACUCGGGCGUUGCAAGAGACCAAUCGGCUGCUGUCAGUGACGCGGAGAGAGGAGGCGUCCCAGCAUGCUGCGAUGAGAGAGAAGGCCCUGGCCUUGGAGCAACUGCUGCGAGAGAAAGAGGAGGGCGAGACCGGGGAACUGAACCGGCUCGUCGCCGCCGUUCGGUCCACGCAGGAAAAGGCAGCUGCCUGUCAGCGGGAGAGAGAUGACGUCGUGUUGGCACUGACACAGAAAGAAACGGAAACCUGCGCCCUCCAGAAGGAGGUUCACCAGCUGCGAGAGAGAGAGUUGCGCCUCACCCAGGAGCUGGAGAGAGGGCGGCAGCUCGCUGCAGAAGCCCAAGAUUCUCGUCGCCGGGAAGCUUUGGCCUCGGAGGACCGAGUGGCUCAGCUGAGAGAGGAAGUGACGGUCUUGCAGGGAAAACUCGUUUGGUCUUCCGCUGCCAUGCAAAAGGCCAGCCACGGAGCCAGGCUGCAGGUAGAGUCGCUGCGGGAGCAGCUGCACGUGGUCACCCAGCAGAAGGAGGAAGCUGUGCUCCGGCUUGCCGCCUCCCAGGAAGAGGGAAGGCACUGUGAUCAGACCCUAGCGAGCCUGAAGCUGGAACUGGCCGAAUGGAUGGAAAAGGCAGACGCCCUAGAAGGAAACCUGAAGUCCUUACAGGGACGUUUGCAUCAAACCAGUGCCGACUUGGAGGAGAAGGAGGACCAACUCCAGGAGUUCAAGAAACAGAAUGAGGUCCAGCAGGAAAUCCUGGAGGACACACAGAGGAAACUGAUGACCUUAGUCAGUCAGUCCGAAGGAAUGGCGGACAAAACCCUCCUAAGGAGACUCUUCGUGGGAGCUUUCCAGGCAGCUGAUGCGGAACGGCAGGAAGCGCUGAGCUUGAUGGCAAGCACGCUGGGGAUCCGAGAAGAUCAGCUGCGGCAGCUGCGCAGCCGGGAGCCCGCGGGUGUGCCCAGCGGGGGGACUGGGGGGCCUGGAUCCAGAAGCGCCCCCAACACCCCUGCGAAACCAAAUCACCAAGCUGUGGCCAAUCGUUCCUUUUCAGACCUUUUUGUCCAGUUUCUAGAAGCCGAAUCUCAUUCAGCUUUUCCACCGCCCAAACCCUCUGCUCGUGUCGUGAAGCCCCCAGAUUCAGGAGGAAGGGGAAAGCCGCCUAAGAAACAAGGCCCAUCACGACGGAACGCUACCCUGGCAUCCACACCCGGAAAAAAGGAGGUCAAGCCCCGCACCACAGCUGUGUCUCUUAUUAAUCCACCCGGACCGCAAAUGGAUGGAUCGGAGCACCUUCUUCUAAAUGCUGUCACUGAUGCUUUACCCGUGUACACGCCGCAUAUACUAUCACCUGCCCAGAAGGUUGGAAAGGCGGCCAAAGACCUCUCAAAGAAAUAG